GGCAUGACGGUGAAGAGAAACUGGGUCACCGAUUGAAAAUCGUUUAUGUCACAGUUCUGUGUGUUGCUAUUACAUAUUACCAGCGACUUUCAAUGGAUAGACGGAUGUCAUUGGAUAUUUUAGGUAGACGAGUUACGUCAGCUGCUUAAGGAUCAGGUCGAAACGGGGCAGAUCACAUCAAAAGUGAAUGAAACUAGGUCAGGCUGAAUCAAACCAGACUGAGACCAGAUCAGAACGGAGCAGACCAGGCCGAUCCAGACUAUACCAGGCCCAUCCAGGAGGCCUGUUCCAGUUUCCUAUCCAGUUGAGGGCUCCAGAGUGGAUGGAAGGAGAUGAUUUUAACACAGAAGCUGUGAUGAACAUCUGUGAUGACCUCAUGGCAGACCAACGGAUGGACAUCUCAUCUACGAUGACUGACUUCAUGUCCCCCGGCUCCACUGACCUCAUCUCCAGCUCCAUUAGCACACCUGGCAUGGACUACACCCGCAAGAGGAAGGGCAGCACCACCGACUAUCAAAUUGAUGGCUUCUCAUUUGAUGACAUGGACCCUGACAAGGAUAAACUGGGCGGUGACCAACAAGGCAGGAUUAAGAAUGCCAGAGAGGCUCACAGCCAGAUCGAGAAGCGUCGCAGGGAUAAGAUGAACAGCUUCAUCGACGAGCUGGCGUCACUAGUGCCCACCUGUAAUGCCAUGUCCCGCAAGCUGGAUAAGCUGACAGUCCUGCGCAUGGCAGUCCAGCACAUGAAGACGCUUAGAGGUGCAGCCAACCCGUACACAGAAGCAAACUACAAGCCUUCCUUCCUCUCAGAUGAUGAACUGAAGCAUUUGAUAUUAAGAGCUGCUGAUGGUUUCCUGUUUGUGGUGGGGUGUGAUCGUGGCAAGAUCCUCUUUGUUUCUGAAUCCGUCUACAAGAUUCUCAACUACACCCAGAAUGACCUGAUAGGUCAGAGCCUAUUCGACUACCUUCACCCCAAGGACAUCGCCAAAGUCAAAGAGCAGCUGUCCUCCUCAGACACAGCUCCAAGAGAGAGGCUCAUUGACGCAAAAACUGGUCUUCCUGUGAAGACGGAUAUCACCCCCGGUCCAUCUCGACUCUGUUCUGGAGCCCGGCGGUCAUUUUUCUGCAGGAUGAAAUGCAACAGACCUUCUGUUAAAGUAGAGGAUAAAGACUUCCCCUCCACCUGCUCUAAGAAAAAAGCUGACCGGAAGAGUUUCUGCACCAUCCACAGCACGGGCUAUCUGAAGAGCUGGCCACCCACCAAGAUGGGACUCGACGAGGACAACGAGCCAGACAACGAGGGCUGCAACCUGAGCUGCCUGGUAGCCAUCGGUCGCCUUCACCCACACAUCGUCCCCCAGCCCAGUCCGGCAGACAUCAGGGUGAAGCCCACCGAGUACGUCUCCCGGCACGCCAUCGACGGAAAGUUCGUCUUUGUCGACCAGAGAGCCACGGCUAUCCUAGCAUACCUUCCCCAAGAGCUGCUUGGAACCUCCUUUUAUGAGUAUUUCCACCAGGAUGAUAUCGGCCACUUGGCAGAGUGUCACAGACAAGUGCUGCAGAUGAGAGAGAAGAUCAACACCAACUGUUACAAAUUCAAAAUCAAAGACGGUUCCUUCAUCACGUUGAGGAGCAGAUGGUUCAGCUUUAUGAACCCCUGGACCAAGGAGGUGGAGUACAUCGUCUCUACCAACACUGUUGUGUCGUGUCCAAUGCUGGAAGGAUCAGAUUACCCUCAAUCUGCUGCCUCUCCACAAAGUAUGGACAGUGUUCUGACCUCAGAAGGCGGGGGUAGACGGGCGCUGCAGACCGUGCCUGGCAUCCCUGGUGGUACAAGAGCAGGAGCUGGGAAGAUUGGACGCAUGAUAGCAGAGGAAGUGAUGGAGAUUCAGAGGAUUCGAGGGUCAUCCCCCUCCAGCUGUGGCUCCAGCCCUCUGAAUAUUACCAGCACCCCUCCACCUGACACCUGCUCCCCAGGGGGCAAGAAGAUUCAGAACGGUGGGACACCGGACCUGCCGAGUACAGGGAUUAUUCCUGGACCUGAUUCUGUAGGCUACCCGUACUCCAACCAGUCCAUCAUGAGUGACAACUCGCACCUGAGCAUAGAUAUCAUGGAUGAGCCCGGCUCCAGCAGCCCCAGCAACGACGAGGCGGCCAUGGCGGUCAUCAUGUCCCUACUAGAGGCGGACGCCGGUUUGGGCGGCCCCGUUGACUUCAGCGACCUGCCCUGGCCUUUGUGAGGAAGCUGGAAGGGAAGAACCAGAGCCACUGAUGGAGAGAGCUCAGUCAGGCGGAGUUCUGGCUGCCAUGUUUCCUGCCCUCUGUACACAACUACACUGCAAACAUGCCUGUCUCCACAAGCGAGUAUUUGAAGUGAAAAGCCUGUAGAUACUAAAGAUUUUUACUUACACAAAAGAAGAGAUUAUUUCUCUUAGAUGUUGUAUCCACUUUGGACUGGAUGGCUGCUUAGAUUUCACUCCAACUUUUUUGAUUCAUCAUUCCUUGUAGGUGGACCUGAAUUUCACUGAGUUGAGCAGGAUUUUCAAAUAGCUCCUGCCCCAAAUGAUGCGUCAUUUGUACAACGUUGGCUUCCUAACAUUGCCACGGUGAGAGAACAUUGCUCUUAACAACCAACGGAAACGUGCAUUGUGGAAUUGUGGUGCUAACAUGUUGAAGUUCCUUCACCAACUGCUCUCUGUCCAAGUCAGUGGUUCUGGACCCUGUCGUUGCCAGGUCAACAGCCAAUCCUGCCCCCCACCAAAACCAACACAGGACUCAUGAAACGUUCAUGGACAGUGGUUGAAGUUUUACGUGGGGUGGAAAGGCUUUGGGUGGGGGAGCACUUGAUUUCUGCCUCCUGCUGCAGCCGUCUCAACAUCCUCUUAGCAGUAACCGUAUGUUCACGUCCCCAUAUCUGUGUGCAAACACCCCCUCCCCGCUUUGAGAAUGGAGAUUUGCUCAUAAGAUACUUAAAGGUUCUUCAGUCAUAAAAAAAAAACACCACCAGGUGUAUUUCAGUUACUUAAACUCAAUCAAAUAAUGAUCUAAUUUUGAUAAAAGCCACCUAGCUGCUGUUUCCUCUAACAUUAGCUUCUUUUUCUCUAAGCGGCAGCUCGUCGUCAUCCUUCGUCUGAGCAGAUUCUGCCGUUUUCCAGAGUCGUCCGAGUCAGCCUGCAGCUCUUCCGUAGGAAGCGAAAUAGAACUAGAGGUCUUCACAAGUCCAAAGUAACUGUUGUAGCAGCUAAUUUUAUUUCCAUAAUUUAUAGAUGCAUUUAUGAAAAAAAACACAAUGGAGGAAAAGAUAAUUAGACUUGAUUCAAAAUGCAAUCAAUCUGAUCAGUUCCUAAUGAUGUUGGAGCAUCAGCAGCAGUGGUGGGAGCUUAAUGUGCCACCAGAUAAAAGUCAGAAGUAUUUCAUGAGCCUUGACUCCUCAUUUAUGAGGAAUCACAAUCAAUGUAGUAACAUGACUUCCUGCCCUACAAAAGUA
This is a messenger RNA of Melanotaenia boesemani (Boeseman's rainbowfish), 3486 nucleotides long. RefSeq names its product aryl hydrocarbon receptor nuclear translocator-like protein 1. Lineage: Eukaryota; Metazoa; Chordata; Actinopteri; Atheriniformes; Melanotaeniidae. Gene Ontology annotation, biological process: circadian rhythm; regulation of transcription by RNA polymerase II. The transcript has 20 exons. Gene Ontology annotation, molecular function: protein dimerization activity; RNA polymerase II cis-regulatory region sequence-specific DNA binding; DNA-binding transcription factor activity, RNA polymerase II-specific. Gene Ontology annotation, cellular component: aryl hydrocarbon receptor complex; nucleus; transcription regulator complex. The record is from RefSeq and is a predicted model, not a curated record. The coding region runs from base 188 to 2239 and encodes 683 amino acids.